Jatropha curcas is the source of this 1765-nucleotide messenger RNA. RefSeq names its product glyceraldehyde-3-phosphate dehydrogenase B subunit (gene GAPB). NCBI's taxonomy places the organism in Eukaryota, Viridiplantae, Streptophyta, Magnoliopsida, Malpighiales, Euphorbiaceae. Gene Ontology annotation, molecular function: NAD binding; NADP binding; oxidoreductase activity, acting on the aldehyde or oxo group of donors, NAD or NADP as acceptor. Gene Ontology annotation, biological process: glucose metabolic process. The record is from RefSeq and is a predicted model, not a curated record.
UGAAAAAUUCUGUGGUUCAGAAUCUGAAAAUUAAAGGCCUCAGCUUCACCUUAUCCCAUACGUAUCUUCAUGUAUAAUUAUCACCACAUAUUCAUCUUAACUUACUUGCAACCAUAAUUUUAAUUUUAGAAGAAAGACACUCACAAAGUGAAAAUCAGAAUAACUGAAAAAAAAAAAAAGUUGAAUUGUUUCUAUAUAUACAAAGGAAGUUGCUCUGUUAGCUUUAGUUGCAGCCAUGGCCACCCACGCAGCUCUAGCUCCUUCAAGAAUCCCGGCCAGCACCAGGCUUCCUUCCAAGACAACCUACUCUUUCCCUAGUCAAUGCUCCUCUAAGAGGUUAGAAGUAGCUGAAUUUUCUGGGCUUCGAGCCACUUCUCAUGUAAGUUAUGCCAAGAAUGCUACUGAGGGAUCCUUCUUUGAUGUGGUGGCUGCUCAAAUGACUCCCAAGGUAGCAGCAUCAACUCCAAUCAGAGCAGAAACAGUAGCAAAACUCAAGGUAGCAAUCAAUGGAUUCGGACGCAUUGGCAGGAACUUCCUCAGAUGCUGGCAUGGCCGCAAGGACUCUCCCCUUGAAGUGAUCGUUGUCAAUGACAGUGCUGGUGUCAAGAACGCUGCUCACUUGCUGAAAUAUGAUUCCAUGCUUGGAACAUUUAAAGCAGACGUGAAAAUUGUGGAUGAUAGCACCAUCAGUGUGGAUGGGAAGCACAUCAAGGUUGUCUCCAACAGAGACCCUCUUAAGCUUCCAUGGGCUGAACUUGGAAUAGACAUUGUCAUUGAGGGAACAGGAGUAUUUGUGGAUGGCCCUGGUGCUGGGAAACAUAUCCAAGCUGGUGCCAAGAAAGUCAUCAUCACUGCUCCAGCUAAAGGUGCUGAUAUUCCAACCUAUGUUGUUGGUGUUAAUGAAAAGGAUUACAGUCACCAGGUUGCCAACAUUGUAAGCAAUGCUUCCUGUACUACGAACUGUCUGGCUCCAUUUGUAAAGAUCAUAGAUGAGGAAUUUGGCAUUGUCAAGGGAACAAUGACUACCACUCACUCCUACACUGGAGAUCAGAGACUCUUGGAUGCUUCACACCGUGACUUGAGAAGAGCCAGAGCAGCAGCACUGAACAUUGUGCCAACGAGCACCGGUGCAGCGAAGGCUGUCUCUCUUGUGUUGCCUCAGCUCAAAGGAAAGCUCAAUGGCAUUGCCCUCCGUGUCCCAACACCAAAUGUCUCAGUUGUGGACUUGGUUGUGAACGUUGAGAAGAAGGGUAUUACAGCUGAAGAUGUCAAUGCAGCUUUCAGGAAAGCAGCAGAUGGGCCAUUGAAGGGCAUAUUGGAUGUCUGUGAUGUUCCUCUUGUGUCUGUUGACUUCCGAUGCACUGAUGUUUCUUCCACCAUUGACUCUUCAUUGACCAUGGUCAUGGGAGAUGACAUGGUCAAGGUAGUUGCCUGGUACGACAAUGAAUGGGGAUACAGCCAAAGGGUUGUUGAUUUGGCACAUUUGGUGGCCAACGAGUGGCCAGGCGUGGCUGCAACUGGAAGUGGAGAUCCAUUGGAGGAGUUCUGUGAGAAAAACCCAGCAGACGAGGAGUGCAAAGUUUAUGAAGCUUAGAUGAUAAAAAUUUACAAUUCAAUUUUUAUAUGUAUUUUUUAUUUUUGGGAUUAAUCCUAUUGAGACUGAUGUUUUUCAAUGCCUUGUAAUAAUCAAAUGCUUAUCUUGUAAUUAGAGCUGAGAAACAGGAAUACAUGCUUCAAAUAUUAUUUUGAGGAAAGGCUUAACUCA